AUGCCGGCGAAGAAUUCUGACAAGUCUCGUUAUUUCGAUGUUCCUGAUGAACCGAUCCAAAAGAUGCUGGCUCCUAUUGAUGGAUAUCAAUCAUAUGCUCUGGUAUCCCUGGAUCAGGCCAUUGCACCGUUAACUGAUCGUGUCAAAGAUAUAGAUGCGCGUGUUUGGGUUGCACUUGAAAACUGUAAAAAAUCUGUUGAUCAACUUUCUCCAGACGAGUCUGCUGCCAUUCAUCUUUAUACUAUGGAAUGGACUCCAAGUGACGCAAGUCUUUACGCUGUCUUGAAUCGUGCUCUACGUGCUGAAAAUAGAAGUUUGCUUCGACCUUGGUUUUUCUAUCUCAAGUUACUCUUCAGUGCACUGUAUAAAAUACCAUCAGACCAACGUACAUUAUGGAGAGGUGUUCGUGCUGAUUUAAGUGCUGCUUAUCAGAAGGGAAAAAAAAUUGCAUGGUGGGGCUUUUCAUCAUGCACUGAGUCUAUCCAAGUAUUACAAUCGGAUCAAUUUUUAGGUACAACUGGCACUCGCACUCUUUUCUCUAUUGAAUGUAUUCAUGCAAAGGCAAUUCGCGCUCAUUCAUACUUCUCGGAAGAAAAUGAGUUGCUCCUUCUUCCAGGAACUUAUUUAGAAGUUAUGGGGCAAUUAAAUCAAGGCAACGGUCUCACCAUUAUACAUCUCAAACAGAUCGAACCUCCUUUCGAGUUGGUGAAGCCCCCAUUUCCUAUUCAAAAACCGUCUAGCACGAAUAGUGUAGUACCUCAAGAAAAAGCGCCCCAUCGAGAAUUAUUCGAUUUAUCUAACAUUAGACAGUUUUCAAUCAGCGCAUUAAACGAAAUCAACAAAUAUCGACGAUGGCAUAAAGCCCCUCCGUUAGUAUUUAGUGAUCUUUUAUCAACUGCAGCCGCCAACUUAGCUCAGAGAUUUGCUGAAAAUGGUUUCAUAGAAGGUGAGAUGAUUUUUACAAGUUGUUUUGCUCAAUAUCAAUCAACAACAACAUAA
Messenger RNA from Rotaria sp. Silwood1, 999 nucleotides. The record is from the annotation of a GenBank genome assembly. Lineage: Eukaryota; Metazoa; Rotifera; Eurotatoria; Philodinida; Philodinidae.